This is a messenger RNA of Sorex araneus (European shrew), 4515 nucleotides long. RefSeq names its product exportin 1 (gene XPO1). Gene Ontology annotation, cellular component: cytoplasm; nucleus. NCBI's taxonomy places the organism in Eukaryota, Metazoa, Chordata, Mammalia, Eulipotyphla, Soricidae. The record is from RefSeq and is a predicted model, not a curated record. The coding region runs from base 261 to 3476 and encodes 1071 amino acids. The transcript has 25 exons. Gene Ontology annotation, molecular function: nuclear export signal receptor activity; small GTPase binding. Gene Ontology annotation, biological process: ribosomal small subunit export from nucleus; ribosomal large subunit export from nucleus; protein export from nucleus.
GGGUGGCGGCGGCGGCAGGCAGGAGCGUGAUAGUGGAGCCGGGGGCCCCCGAGCGGGGGUGGAAAGGCUUCCCCAGUCCGAGGGGCUUCGGAGAAGUUGGGAUGAUUUCGGGUACAUCUCUGUAAAUUAUUAGGAGUGGAAGUUUCCAGAAAUAUUUAGUGCAGCAGCAUUGAAACGUCCGCCUGCAUCACGUGGCCCGCGGUGGAGAGCUUGAGAUCGGGGGAGGGAGGGGCUGCCGAGUCCCUGUUCCUCCCUAAUCUAUGCCAGCAAUUAUGACAAUGUUAGCAGACCAUGCAGCUCGACAGCUGCUCGAUUUCAGUCAAAAACUGGAUAUCAACCUUUUAGACAAUGUGGUGAAUUGCUUAUACCAUGGAGAAGGAGCCCAGCAAAGAAUGGCUCAAGAAGUACUGACACAUUUAAAGGAGCAUCCUGAUGCGUGGACAAGAGUUGACACAAUUUUGGAAUUUUCACAGAAUAUGAACACGAAAUAUUAUGGACUACAAAUUUUGGAAAAUGUGAUAAAAACAAGGUGGAAGAUUCUUCCAAGGAACCAAUGUGAAGGAAUUAAAAAAUAUGUUGUCGGCCUGAUUAUUAAGACGUCAUCUGACCCAACUUGUGUAGAGAAGGAGAAAGUGUAUAUCGGGAAAUUAAAUAUGAUUCUUGUUCAGAUACUGAAACAAGAAUGGCCCAAACACUGGCCAACUUUUAUCAGUGAUAUUGUUGGGGCAAGUAGGACCAGUGAAAGUCUCUGUCAAAAUAAUAUGGUGAUUCUUAAACUCUUAAGUGAAGAAGUAUUUGAUUUCUCUAGUGGACAGAUAACUCAAGUGAAAGCAAAGCAUUUAAAAGACAGUAUGUGCAAUGAGUUCUCACAAAUUUUUCAGCUGUGUCAAUUUGUGAUGGAAAAUUCCCAAAAUGCUCCACUUGUACAUGCAACUUUGGAAACAUUGCUGAGAUUUCUUAACUGGAUUCCGUUGGGUUAUAUAUUUGAGACCAAGUUAAUCAGUACACUUAUUUAUAAGUUUCUGAAUGUUCCUAUGUUUCGAAAUGUCUCUCUGAAGUGCCUCACUGAGAUUGCUGGUGUGAGUGUAAGCCAGUAUGAGGAACAAUUUGUAACAUUAUUUACUCUGACAAUGAUGCAGCUAAAACAGAUGCUACCUUUAAAUACCAAUAUUCGACUUGCAUACUCAAAUGGAAAAGAUGAUGAGCAGAACUUUAUUCAAAAUCUCAGUCUGUUUCUCUGCACUUUUCUUAAAGAACAUGGUCAGCUUAUAGAAAAAAGAUUAAAUCUCAGGGAAACACUUAUGGAGGCCCUUCAUUAUAUGUUGUUGGUAUCAGAAGUGGAGGAAACAGAAAUUUUUAAGAUUUGUCUAGAGUACUGGAAUCACUUGGCAGCUGAACUAUACAGAGAAAGCCCAUUCUCGACAUCUGCUUCUCCAUUGCUAUCUGGAAGUCAACAUUUUGAUGUUCCUCCCAGAAGACAGUUGUAUCUGCCUGUGUUAUCCAAGGUUCGUUUAUUGAUGGUUAGUCGUAUGGCUAAACCGGAGGAAGUAUUGGUUGUUGAAAAUGAUCAGGGAGAAGUUGUGCGGGAAUUCAUGAAGGAUACAGAUUCCAUAAAUUUGUAUAAGAAUAUGAGAGAAACAUUAGUUUAUCUUACUCAUCUGGAUUAUGUAGAUACAGAAAGAAUAAUGACAGAGAAACUUCACAAUCAAGUGAAUGGUACAGAGUGGUCAUGGAAAAAUUUGAAUACAUUGUGUUGGGCAAUAGGCUCUAUUAGUGGAGCAAUGCAUGAAGAGGAUGAAAAACGAUUUCUGGUUACUGUUAUAAAGGAUCUAUUAGGAUUAUGUGAACAGAAAAGAGGCAAAGAUAAUAAAGCUAUUAUCGCAUCAAAUAUCAUGUACAUUGUAGGUCAAUAUCCAAGAUUUUUAAGAGCUCACUGGAAAUUUUUGAAGACUGUAGUUAACAAGCUUUUUGAAUUCAUGCAUGAGACCCAUGAUGGAGUCCAGGACAUGGCUUGUGAUACUUUCAUUAAAAUAGCUCAAAAAUGCCGCCGGCAUUUUGUUCAGGUUCAGGUUGGAGAAGUGAUGCCAUUUAUUGAUGAGAUUUUAAAUAACAUUAACACUAUAAUUUGUGAUCUUCAGCCUCAGCAGGUUCAUACAUUUUAUGAAGCUGUGGGAUACAUGAUUGGUGCACAGACAGACCAAACAGUGCAAGAACAUUUGAUAGAAAAGUAUAUGCUACUGCCCAAUCAAGUUUGGGAUAGUAUAAUUCAGCAGGCAACCAAAAAUGUGGAUAUCCUUAAAGAUCCUGAAACAGUAAAGCAGCUUGGUAGCAUAUUAAAAACAAAUGUUAGAGCCUGCAAAGCUGUUGGACAUCCUUUUGUAAUUCAACUUGGAAGAAUUUAUUUAGAUAUGCUUAAUGUGUACAAGUGCCUCAGUGAAAAUAUUUCUGCAGCUAUCCAAGCUAAUGGUGAGAUGGUUACAAAGCAACCAUUGAUUAGAAGUAUGCGAACAGUAAAAAGGGAAACAUUAAAGUUAAUAUCUGGUUGGGUGAGCCGGUCCAAUGAUCCACAGAUGGUAGCUGAAAAUUUUGUUCCUCCUCUGUUGGAUGCAGUUCUCAUUGAUUAUCAGAGAAAUGUCCCAGCUGCUAGAGAACCAGAAGUGCUUAGUACUAUGGCUAUAAUUGUCAACAAGUUAGGAGGACAUAUUACAGCUGAAAUACCUCAAAUAUUUGAUGCUGUUUUUGAAUGCACAUUGAAUAUGAUAAAUAAGGACUUUGAAGAAUAUCCAGAACACAGAACGAACUUUUUCUUGCUGCUUCAGGCUGUCAAUUCUCAUUGUUUCCCAGCAUUCCUGGCUAUUCCACCUGCACAGUUUAAACUUGUUUUGGAUUCCAUUAUUUGGGCUUUCAAACAUACUAUGAGGAAUGUCGCAGAUACAGGCUUACAGAUACUUUUUACACUCUUACAAAAUGUUGCUCAAGAAGAAGCUGCAGCCCAGAGUUUCUAUCAAACUUAUUUUUGUGAUAUUCUGCAGCAUAUCUUUUCUGUUGUGACAGACACCUCACAUACUGCUGGUUUAACAAUGCAUGCAUCAAUACUUGCAUAUAUGUUUAAUUUGGUUGAAGAAGGAAAAAUAAGUACACCAUUAAAUCCUGGGAAUCCAGUUAACAACCAAAUGUUUAUUCAAGAAUAUGUGGCUAAUCUCCUUAAGUCCGCAUUCCCUCAUCUACAAGAUGCUCAAGUAAAGCUCUUCGUGACUGGGCUUUUCAGCUUAAAUCAGGAUAUUCCUGCUUUCAAGGAACACCUUAGGGAUUUCCUAGUGCAAAUAAAGGAGUUUGCAGGUGAAGAUACUUCUGAUCUGUUUUUGGAAGAAAGAGAAACAGCCCUUCGACAGGCUCAGGAAGAGAAGCAUAAACUUCAGAUGUCUGUCCCUGGCAUCCUUAAUCCACAUGAAAUUCCAGAAGAAAUGUGUGAUUAAAGUUAGAAGUCAUGCUGGGUUGGUCUGGGUUUUUGGGGAGGGUUUUGGGGGGUUUUGUUUUUGUUGUUUUGUUUUGUUUUGUUUUUGGUUGGGGUUUUUUUUUUCUUUCUUGUUUUUGUUUUGGUUUUAUUUUUGGGGUUUUUUUGGGGGGUUUUUUUGUUUUUUUUUUUUUUCCUCUUUUCCUCUGCAACUCUUGUUAGCAGAAGAAAACAGCAUCUGGAUAUUUGUCGACCAAAAUGAUGCCAAUUUGUAAAUUAAAAUGUCACCUAGUGGCCCUUUUCUUAUGUGUUUUUUGUAUAAGAAAUUUUCUGUGAAAUAUCCUUCCAUUGUUUAAGCUUUUGUUUUGGUCAUCUUUAGUUUGCAUGAAGUUAAAAAUUAAGGCAUUUUUAAAAAUUUUACUUCAUGCCCAUUUUGUGGAUGGGAUGGGGGGAGGAGUCAUUCAAUUUGAACAUAUACUACUUGUAAAUUCUAAUGCAAAAUUAUACAAUUUUUCCUGUAAACAAUACCAAUUUUUAAUUAGGGAACAUUUUCUUUCUAGCCUGUAUAUCAGUCUAGAAGAAAAGAUAAUGAGUAAAACAAAUUGCGUUGUUAAAGUGCUGCAUUGUCUGAAGUUAGCAUCUCUUGACUGAAUUGUUUGUCUAGACUACAUGUAUUACAAGUCUGUAUGGCAAGUUUGCAGCAAGAUCAUGUGCAUAUCAUCCCAUUGUAAAGCAACUUCAAAAAAUAUGGGAACACAGUUAGUUAUUUUUACACAGUUCUUUUUGUUUUUGUGUGUGUGUGCUGUCGCUUGUCGACAACAGCUUUUUGUUUUCCUCAAUGAGGAGUGUUGCUCAUUUGUGAGCCUUCAUUAACUCAAAGUGAAAUGGUUAAAAAUAUUUAUCCUGUUAGAAUAGCCUGCAUCUUUUUAACAACUCAUUAAAAAACAAACAAACAAAAAACUCCGGCUUUUGAGAUGACUUAUACUAAUUUACAUUGUUUACCAAGCUGUAGUGCUUUAAGAACACUACUUAAAAAGCAAAAUAAACUUGGUUUACAUUUA